Molecule: messenger RNA, 2791 nt
Organism: Aspergillus saccharolyticus JOP 1030-1
Lineage: Eukaryota; Fungi; Ascomycota; Eurotiomycetes; Eurotiales; Aspergillaceae
Exons: 4
Coding region: 167-2731 (854 amino acids)
Biological process (GO): actin cytoskeleton organization
Molecular function (GO): small GTPase binding; actin binding
Source: RefSeq, a predicted model, not a curated record
UGUUGUGCCCUUAAACUGCAUGUCGCCUGUAUUUCGUUUCGCAUAAGACUUUCCUCGCGUACUCUUCGUCAUUGCCGUCAUUCCGCGCGCUCUUGGUACUUCCCUUGACUCGUCCGUGCCGGGGCAACUUCACUGUCAGCUCCUGAUUGAAGGGCAAUUUUUCGAAAUGGCCCCCAGUGUGGAAUCCCCCAGCAUCUUUGACGACGCCACCCGAGGCCCUUCCAAGCCCUCAGUUCUGCGAGCAUUCUGGUCCCCGAAAUCUCACAAACGAAACUCCUCCGCUGAUGACGCUUUUCCCUCCAAGGCUCUUCAGAGAAGCCAGCCCUUCGAUGGGUCCACUACACCGCCUGAUGGUGAUGGUGGGGUCUAUGAGUCUUUCAACCAACAACCGCUUGCAGAGAUAGCCCCAAAUCGGGAAUCAGCAGACAUAAGCUCGGGCCAGAGGUCGCCCGGAAAGCAAGGAAAGAACAUACUGCACAAGAAGACCAAGAGUGCGGUCUCCCUGAAGUCCCUCAAAAACUAUAUGGAGCGCAAAGACCCCAAGCCAGAAGAGGGCCCCGAAGUCGACGCCGAGAAUUUGAGGCCGAAAAAAGCAAAGUCGGCCAACAGUCUCUCUGCUAUUCUGCGAAGAUCGCAACGCGGAAACAAGACGGAUGGUUCGAAGAGCGCUAGGGAUAAGGAGAAUCGCAGUCCAGACAGCAUGCCCACUCCCAUCUGGGAUCACUUUGUGCCCCCUUCAAACUCCGACCACGCCGGACUGUCUCCGGUCCCGAUCAAAAAUAAGGUGGCGCAAGAAGAAAAGUCUCACUGUACCCCUAGGGCAUAUGGACCGACACAUCAACCGAAUUUUUGGGACUUUGACCAGCAACCCCCUCUCACGCCUCGUACACCACGGACCGAACCCAAGCCACGGCCAAAAUCGGACUACCUCGCUGGCAGCCGCAGGAUCAAAGAAGUCUUGUCCCCUUUACAGGUCCUCUCGUCGGACAAAACGGCUACCACUGACGCUCAUGCUUCAUCACCAAGCAAGCGAUUCGGAAGGCCUCGAGCGUUGUCACGGCCAGAGAAGGGCGAAAAAACCGAACUUGCGAGAGAGCAGAACCCAAAGGUCUCGCGUGUUCAGGCUGCCAUUUCCGCGCUGAAUGCGAAGGAACAGGAGGCUGACUUGCGGAAACGUCUGAACCCCAAGGAACUGGACACUGAAUUCGAGAAGUUACUGGAUGCGCGAAAUAUCCCUCAUAACAUGAGGGACAAGAUGCGCUCGUUGGACACCAACAUCAAAGCGGAUUUCAUUCUGAAAGAUCGAACGGAGAACACGACACCACAUAGUGGCAGCGGCAGCGCGAACGACAGCACGGGUCGCCGGGGGCGCAGAAAGGAGCCCAAAGAAGAGCAGCAGAACUACGACAGUAAAGGUUCACGUUCCCGAUCCAGAAGUCGUGGGUUCACACUUUCCAAGGGUAGCUCGUCUCCCAAAAAGCGCCCAGACAGUGGGAGUUUUUAUCGCCGCCCCAAAUCUGCCGAAUAUUCUUUGCCCACGGGCUUCUCCAAAACCAUGACUCCAAAUGCAUCUACCACUUCCCUUUCCGCGACGGCGCGCGAUACAGCCAGCGAUCCGUCCGACUUUGUCCACUAUCUACGGGAGAUCCAGAAACCUGAGAUGGUAGAGAUUGGCAAGGUUCACAAGCUCCGACUGUUGUUGCGCAAUGAAACUGUCAGCUGGGUUGACAUGUUCAUUGCGGAUGGUGGCAUGGACGAGAUCGUCCAGUUACUUUAUCGCAUCAUGAAAGUUGAAUGGAGAGAGGAACAUGAGGAUAACUUGCUUCAUGAAACGCUGCUAUGUCUCAAGGCUCUUUGCACUACUUCUAUUGCCCUGGAGCAUCUCUCUCAAAUCGAAGGAGAGCUUUUCCCGGCCUUGCUCAAGAUGCUGUUCGAUGAAGACAAGAAAGGACCCAGUGAAUUUACUACCCGUGGCAUCAUUAUCAACUUGAUCUUCACACAGCUCUCGGCCGUGUCAUCGGAUGAGAUGGCUGCUGCUCGCGCCUCGCGAAUUCUAUCGUACUUGCGCGACCCUACGCCGCCAGAAGAAAACCAGCCACUGACCUUCAUUGCGGAUAUUUACCAGCCACGCCCUUACCGAGUCUGGUGUAAGGAGGUCACGAAUGUGAGCAAGGAAGUUUUCUGGAUUUUUCUGCAUCAUUUGAAUGUGAUUCCAACCCCGAAGGAUGAAACACCUUCAUCCGCAACGUACCGCGAGCGGCACUUCCCAACUCCCCGGCCGCCGGUACCUGCUGCACCCUAUGUCGGCGGUGUCGAAUGGGAUGCAACUAACUAUUUGGCGGCUCACCUGGACCUGCUGAACGGCAUUGUGGCAUCUUUGCCUACCACCGAAGAAAGGAACCAAUUGCGUGCCGAGCUCCGAGCCUCAGGGUUUGAAAAGGUCAUGGGUGGUACCUUGAGGACAUGCAAGGAGAAGUUCUAUUCCUCUGUGCACGACUGCCUCCGCACAUGGGUUGCCGCAGCCAUCGACGAUGAGUGGCCGCACUUGCUUGUACGAGAGGGGCCUCCCCGCCCAGAGAUCCGCUCGUCAUCCAAAUCCCCGGUCAAGGCAGCAGGUGGGAGUCCUAAAAAGGGUCUUCUGGAUGAGCAGCCUCCCAAGCUGGAGCUGGCGCUGGACGUCCCUGCCAGUACUGGAGCGCCUCAGAACGAUGGUAUUGGCAAUUGGUUGUAGGCCAUAGCCAUGAAUCAAUUUGUUGCCCGUGUGCGAUUAAUCUUUGCUCAGACUUCUCAC